AAAUGGCCGACAACCGAUAAUGACCGUCCCAAUUGGCUCACAGCGAGCAUUUCGCAUCUAGCUCUAUACUUAUGUGAUGUAUAUACUAAAAAGUAUCGCCUCACUGUUGAAUUAGCGAAUAUUCUCGUUUUCAGGAAACAAAACUACAUUUCCCACAGCGUUUUGCGCUCACGUGAAAGUGUUACACCAGAGGACGUCAACAAACUCUCCUUAAAAAUGCUUGAAAUCCGUAGCCAGCUUCCUCUAAAGUCCAUUGCUUGACUCGCACUUUAAGGGAAAGGACCGGUUGAAACAGGUAUGGCUCAAUCUACUGAGAAGAAAUUAACAGGCCUGGUUGCCGCCACAUUCACUCCAUUUACUGCUCAAGGUGAAGUCAACCUAGCAGAGAUCGGACCUUACAUCGACUACUUGAUCACGACGCAAGGCGUAAAUAGCAUUUUCGUGAACGGCACCACCGGUGAGGGCAUGUCACUCAGUGUUGCUGAGAGGAAGUUACUGGCAGAGGAGUGGUGUCGGAAAGCAAAGGGAAAAAUGGAGCAGGUGAUUAUUCAUGUUGGCUGCACGAGUCUUAAAGAAUCACAAGAACUGGCUCGCCAUGCUGUGGAGAUUGGAGCAGACGGGAUAGCGGUCAUUUCGCCGUCCUUCUUCAAACCUCGCUCGGCAGAGUCGCUGAGGGCGUACCUUCAGAAUGUGGCUACCGCAGCCCCCACAGUGCCUUUCUAUUACUACCACCUUCCAGGUCUUACUGGCGUUAAUGUGCCAGCAAGUGACUUGCUGGAAGGAAUAGAGACGCUCAUUCCCUCUUUCCGAGGGGUCAAAUUCUCUGGCAGCGACCUGAUGGAUUUUGGCCAGUGUAUCAACCAUACCCAGCCUCACUGGUCCGUCCUGUAUGGCGUGGACGAGCAACUGUUAGCGGCUCUUGCGUUGGGAGCCCACGGAGCGGUUGGCAGCACGUACAACUAUCUGGGAAGUCACAUGAAGAAGCUGCUGUCAGAGUUCGAGAGCGGAAACCUGGAGCAAGCUAGGAGUCUUCAGUUCAAGAUGCAAGAGCUCAUCAGCCACGCCGUCAAAGUUGGAUUCGACGUGGGCGUCAACAAGCAGCUGAUGGCCGAAGUGUCCGGCCUGCAGUUGGGCCCGCCUCGCCUGCCCAUCAUGCCGUGUCCUAAAGUGCACGCCGUGUCCAUCAAGCAGAAGUACCAGCACCUCUUCUCCGUACACUGAUAUCACCGCUCAGCCUUCUGGGAAAAAUAAUUGUUACACGCAACGCUUCUAUGAAAUAAUCAAGGAAUUCAUUUUUUUCCUAAGCUUUCGUGUAGUCUAGUUUGCUAGCUUGCAAGCUAAUUAGCUUGAGCUAAUGAAAAAGCAAAAAAAAAAAAAAAAAACGUUUUUAAUAAUGGUUCAACUUAGAAAAAAAAAAUAGGUAAUGAAAUAUUUUUGGAUUGUCAGUAUCAUGUAUUGCAUUUUUUGUUAAUUAGCCCCUCUUGGUGAACAACUACAGUUUAACUUGCAUUGUUUAGUUGUUGUUUUUUCAGUAUAUUGUAAUAAAGGUUUGUGCAAAAAUUAUGUAAGGUCAUAGGGCAAGUGACUAUUUUUUGCAAUUUAAAAAAAAAAGUCAAAGACCUGGAAUCCUCAUAUUUGGACAUAACGUGUAGCCUACAUGACCCAAAAUAUGAUGUCUACAUAUGUGGACAAGAAAGCCAGCCAAUCUCAUCGGACUAUAGGACGUGGUUCCAGUAAUCCAUGUGCUUUGUUGAACUGUUUGCGGGCUUUCUUGUGUACCGUCUUCAGAAUAGGCUUCCUCCUGAGGUGACAGCCAUGCACACCAAUUUGAUGGUGAGUGCGGAAUAUGGUCUGAGCACUAACAGGUUGGCACCCCCACCUCUUCAGUCUCUGCAGCAAUGCUGACAACACUCCUGUAACGAGUCACAUAACAUUUUGGAGGGAAAAUGACAAGCAGUACUCAAUUUGGACAUUUAGGGAUGUACGUUUUUACUAAGGGGUGUACUCACUUUUGGUGCUGGGGUUUAGAUAUUAAUGGCUAUAUUCUGAGUUAUUUUGAAGGGAAAAUAAAUGAACUCUAUUAUAUAAACUGCACGCAGACUACUUUUCAUUGUGUCAAAGUGUCAUUUUGUCAGUGUUGUCCCAUGAAAAGAUAAAUAUCUGCAAAAAUGCGAGGAGUGUACUCACUUUUGUGAUCUACUGUAUCCUGCUUUGAUAAUAAGUAGGGCUGUCAAAAUUAUCGCGUUAACGGGCGGUAAUUAAUUUUUAAAAUUAAUCACGUUAAAAUAUUUGACGCAAUUAACGCACAUGCCCCGCUCAAACAGAUUAAAAUGACAGCAGUGUAAUGUCCGCUUGUUACUUGUUUUUUGGUGUUUGGCGCCUGGGUCCAAAUGAUUUUAUGGUUUUCAGCACAAUGAGUGAGCUUGGUGUAAUUAUUGACAUAAACAAUAGCGAGCUACUAGUUUAUCUUUUGAUUGAAAAUUUUACAAAUUUUAAUAAAACGAAAACAUUAAGAGGGGUUUUUAUAUAAAAUUUCUAUAACUUGUACUAACAUUUAUUUUUUAAGAACUACAAGUGUUUGUAUCCAUGGAUUGCUUUAAGAGAAUGUUAAUAAUGUUAAUGCCAUCUUG
This is a messenger RNA of Corythoichthys intestinalis (scribbled pipefish), 2630 nucleotides long. RefSeq names its product N-acetylneuraminate pyruvate lyase (dihydrodipicolinate synthase) (gene npl). Gene Ontology annotation, molecular function: N-acetylneuraminate lyase activity. Gene Ontology annotation, biological process: N-acetylneuraminate catabolic process. The record is from RefSeq and is a predicted model, not a curated record. The transcript is spliced from 12 exons. Bases 298 to 1221 code for a protein of 307 amino acids. NCBI's taxonomy places the organism in Eukaryota, Metazoa, Chordata, Actinopteri, Syngnathiformes, Syngnathidae.